Messenger RNA from Cylicocyclus nassatus, 1255 nucleotides. NCBI's taxonomy places the organism in Eukaryota, Metazoa, Nematoda, Chromadorea, Rhabditida, Strongylidae. The record is from the annotation of a GenBank genome assembly.
AUGAACUUUGCUACACUUCAUUCUGCUAUGGGCUCAUCGGAAGAAGCAAAAGCUAUUCUGGCGCCGGCAAUAGGCCAGUUUUAUGAGCUUGCAGCAGCCAAAGAGUACGAAAAGCUUGCUGAUUUCUACGAUCCGGACGCUGUUCUUGUACAUGCUGGAAAGGAUGCGAUCUACGGAAGAGAAGCCCUACUCAAGGAUUUUCAAGAUUUUCUUACACGUGCGGGUAAGCUGACGCCAAAGAGUUCGGAUUCACACUACAGAAUGUGUGACGACUUCAUCAUUAUGACGGCCGACUAUGAGACAGAAUCGGAAAAGAUGGGAUUGCUGAAAGGAAAAAUCACUCAGAUUUGGCGUGUGAAACUCGAAAAAUGGUCACUGGGGGCUCAUCUCUGGUAUGGAAAUGAACGAAAUUAUACCAGACCUGUUUUUGGAGGUUUACGGAAUGCUACUGACAUCAAACAAUUGAAGAAACACCAUUUACAAUGCGUCGCAUCUGUGCACUUAGCGGCUCAUCAUCCUGCCCUUGAACCCCUCAAGGCUAGCUGUCAUUCUCCACUUACUGAACUAUGUGAGCUUGCUGUUUUUCUUUCAGGUCCUCAAAAUACAGAUAUCAGAUUGCUCAACAGCCAAUAUUUCAUCUCACUUCGCUGCUACAAACCAGAAGCAAGCCGCAUAUUUGAUGACACUAUGCGAUAUGUCAUUUUUCAACGCUAUAAGCUUCAUAUCACGAAAAUGGCCGUUUUUGAUCCGAAUUUCGGUUUUCGCAUGCAACUAUGCAACUUUGCCGAUCGAGCAAGGUCAUUUGACGCAGGUCAUCUGUCGAUCAGGUUGGUCGUUCCAGCUGUGCGGUUGUUUGAUAUACAUGGAAGGCCAAGAAAUGUCUUUCCCAUCAUUGGUUGCCAUGAUCUGAGAGAUUUGGGAUUAGGGGACGCUAACGAGAAGAAGUAAAAAGGAACUUGUACGCAUUUUGAAUGGCAGAUGAAUGGAGUCGGUCUUGAACAUCAUCAUCUGUUCGGCUUUGGCAUUUUAGACGCCGCUGAAAUGGUAAUGCUUGCGAUGGUCUGGAAAACAGCACCACCCCGUUAUCAUUGCACCGGUGGUACCAUCGAUACGACUUACAUCUCAGCAUCAGAAAUGAGCAGGGACGCGGCUUCUAUCAAGGAGUGGUCCACGCACGUCGUCACAUUCAAGAGCUUUUGUAUCAGCUUCCAAGAGUGAAAAGAAUAUCAGUUACUAUGAAAGCAAUAAAAACUUC